AGUGACUUAACAUUCCAGGAAUGGGGAAAGUUGUCAGUUCCAGUUGAUUUUUGGAUAUGGUUUUUAAAAUUUAUCUGACAGUUAGGGACUGUGAGACAUAAUUCCAUCAACAAUGCAGAGUCCUAAUCUUUGAGGUCUCUGCUCCCUAAAAGAGCUCUUCAUACCCCAAGAAAUGGCUCAGGUACCUUAUCUCCACUGGCAAGUUUUCUCCUAGGAAGUGGUUUGGACAGCUCCCCAGAGAGACUUUGAAGACCCAAGGGAUUGAUUUUUCUUUUCCUUUUGAGGCUUGGAAAGUAAAAUGGGGGAAGAUGAGAGGUGAAGCAUUCUAACCAGAUGAGUUUUUUGCAUAUUUAGCAGUAAGAUGUCAUUUCAUAACUAAAGUGAAUUUAUCCUGAAGAGAUACUGUAGGCAAUUUGGUGGUAAUGACCCUUCAUACAUAACAAACUAAGGGGGCUCCCAGGGACUAAGAGGUUCUGGCUACUAGGCUCUAGAACACUACAUGAUCUUCAGGCUCAACUUGGGCCACAGCAUGAGUUGUAUGCAGAGAAUGUAUGUUAUUAUAAAUCAGCCAGCAAAUUCUGACCUGUCGGAAAACCAUUCUUAGCUAAUUCUGUAAAAAUAGGUGGCAGAUUUAGCCCAUGAACUAUAAUUCAUGACCUCUGUUAUAAUGGUGACCCAAGAUUAGGAUCAGUGAUGAUUUAGAAAGUAUCAGUGUUGCACCCCAAUUAACCCAAGCUCAUGAUUUUGAAUCAGUAAAUCAUAUGUGAAUCAUGAUUUUGUAUCAGUAAAUCAUAUGCGAACUGCCCUUUACAUCUCUCUCACACACGCAGCAUUAAGAUCCAGGACAUAGUCCUUCAGAAGUGGCAAUAACUGCUGGUCUAUGUGGUCUUUAAGGGUCCAUUCUGUACUUUUUUCCUCCAUUGAUAUCUACAUCAGACUCUACAUCCCAGAAGUCAGGGUACCUAUUAAAUACCAUACAAUCAGGCUUUGCGAGGAUAAAUGUUGAAAACUAUCUUUGCAUAUAUUUUGAAAAUAAAAAGCUAUCAUUUAAAAUCAAUACAACACAAAUCCCCUUAAUACAAUAUAAGCUUAUUGUCAGCAGGGACUACCAAAUGGUAGACUCCAUAAAUGUUUGACUAGAUGACUGCUAAGGGAACUUCCAGUUCUAAAUGUCAUAUGGAACGAUUAAUGUGAAUUCCAAUUCAGUUAUUUUUCAGUAGUAUCCAAUUCUUUGUAACCCUAUUUAGAGUUUUCUUGGCAGAGAUGCUGGAAUGGUUUCUCCAUUUUAAAUCUCCAAUUUACACAUAAGGAAACUGAGGCAAACUGAAGAAAGAAGUGUCUGCAGCCAGAUUUGAACUCAUGAGUCAUCUGAUUCUAAUCCCAAUGCUCUGCACCAUCUAGCUGUUCCCAAUAUGAGUUCCAUCUACUUUUCAGAACAUUUCCCACCACAACUUAAUAGCUCUGUGAUCCUGGACAAGUCAAGUAUCUUCUCUUCAUUGGUUUCCCCGACUGUUGAGCUGUUUUAUUCUCCCCAGUAGCAAUGUGUGGCUGUGAGAGCUGAGCCCCACAGAAUCAAUGCUUUCCAGGUGUGGUCCUGGAGAACACUUUGGAGAGUCCCUUGGACAGCAAGGAGCUGUUAAUACUUAAGUUCAUUCAGACUAAUCACUGGAAGGAGAAGGCAGGGCUCCUUGUGGGGGAGAAGCCUCUGAUUCUGGUUAGGAUUGAAGGCAAAAGGAAACUGGGAUGGCCGAGAAAGAGAUGAAUGGCGGGUGUCGUGGAAACAACGACCAUGACCCUGGCCUGACUUCCCAUGGGGUCCAUGAGGUCGGCAAGAGUCAGACGCCACUUGAGAACAACAAAGGUGCAUUAAUGAUACCGCCCACUUUGCAGGGGACAGAAUUUGACCCUUAAGCAGAACCUCAAAGAAAGGGCCGCGAGUGACCACGGGGAAUAAGAGCAUGGCGAGCCUGGAGAAAGCCGGGGGGCUGGGGGUCAUUUCUAAGGCCACGGGUGAAACGAGCCUAGAAAGACGGGCUGGUUGCACAUUAGGAAGAAGAGCUUGCAGCUGAUGCCGAAGCUUCCUCGGCCGGGCUCAGAAACCCCCAGGUCCCGAUUCUGGUAGGCGGGGAUUUGGGGCGGAGUGAGGGUGGGGGGCACCAGACACGGGGAUCGCAGUUCCAGAGCUGGGGACGCGACGGCCUCGCUCGGAGCGGGUCUCGGGGUGCUCUGGAAGACCCUUUUCCUUACAAACCACGCCAGGAGCUUUGCGUUCGGUGUGCCGAGAAAACUCACCACAGGACCCAGAAACCUUGCUCUGCAGGCAAACUACAUUUCCCAGGAAUCUCUGCGGCGGACAGGCUCUACCUGUAACCAUGGAAACGGGAACAGACGGACCCAGCAAAAGAGACUUCAGAGGAUUGGUGAGGAGAGAGAGGCGAGGCCGGAAGAGGAAGGGCCAAGUCAAGCAGGUACUUAGUGUCACUUCCGCUUCCACGUGAUGCUCGUGUCUCAGACGCGCCUCUAUCUGCUUCGGGCUUACCUCUGAUUUUUAGCGACCACCGGGAUUGGAGCCGCGCAUUCCCGGUCGGACUCCGCCUUCCUGCUCCUUCUCUGCCGCAGAGCAUGGCCCCGGUGCUGCUGACCGCUCAGACCCCGCAGGAAUCACUUACAUUCAGUGAUGUCGCGGUGGAAUUUACGUGUGAGGAAUGGAGACACCUGGCCCCCCCUCAGAAAGAGCUGUACCGGGAGGUGAUGCUGGAGAACUAUAGGAACUUGGUCCGCCUCGGACUUACGGUUUCCAAGCCAGAGGUGAUCUCCCAGUUGGAGCGAAGGGAAGCACCCUGGACACCAGGAGGGAUCCCGAGGAGUAGCCGCCCAGAUUGGGAAACUGCUCAUGGAACCAAGGAGACAGCUCUAAAACUGGACAUGUCAGUAGAAGAAUCAUCCUGGGAAUGUAAUGCCAUGUUAAAGAGGCACCAUAACAGUGAGGAAAAAAAUCCUCAGAAAGGAAAAAUAACCCAAAAAAAACCUGCAAUUAAGUUGAGAGGCUGCAAAUAUAACAAUCAUGACAGUAGCUUCAGUCUGGAGCACAUCCCUUUUGCCCAACAGAAAUUAUCUGUUAGAAUGAUUCUCCAUAAAUGUGAUAAAAACAAAAGGCACUUCAGACUGUCUACAGACUUAAGAAAACAUAAGAGAAUACAUUCAAAGAAGAUAUUUUCCAAGUAUAGUGAAUAUAUGAAAUUCUUUAAGUACAACUCACACUUUAUUGAAAAUGGUAGGCUACAAAAUAGAGAGAAGCAUUAUCUCUGUAAUGAAUGUGGGAAGGCCUUCAGCCAGAAAGCCAGUCUUACUCAACAUCAUAGAAUUCAUACUGGAGAGAAACCUUAUGAAUGUAAUGUAUGUGCGAAGACUUUCCGCCAGAGCACAGGACUUAAGCAACACUGGACGAUCCACACUGGGGAGAAAUGUUAUAAAUGUAAUGAAUGUGGGAAGGCCUUUCGUCUGAGAGCACAGCUUAUUCAACAUUAUCGAAUUCACACUGGAGAGAAACCAUAUGAAUGCAAUAAAUGUGGGAAGACUUUCCGCCAGAGCGCACAACUAACUCAACAUCAGACCAUUCAUACCGGAGAGAAACCUUAUGAAUGUGCUGAAUGUGGGAAGACCUUCCGCCUGAGAACGUUACUUAUCCAACAUCAUAAAAUUCAUAUUGGAAAGAAACCUUAUCGAUGUAACGACUGUGGGAAGGCUUUCCGCCUCAGUUCACAGCUUAUACAACAUCAGACAAUCCAUACUGAAAAGAAACCUUAUGGAUGUACAAUAUGUGGAAAGUCUUUUCAUCAGAGAGCCUUACUUACUCAACAUCAGACAAUUCACAGUGGGGAGAAGCCUUAUGAAUGUAAUGAAUGUGGGAAGGCCUUCCGAAAUAGCACAUGCCUUACUCAGCAUCAGACAAUUCAUACUGGAGAGAAACCCUAUGAAUGUCAUGAGUGUGGGAAGGCCUUCCGAUUGAGUGCUUAUCUAAUACGGCAUCAGAGAAUUCACACCGGAGAAAAACCUUUUAUGUGUAAUGACUGUGGGAAGGCCUUUACUCAUAAUGCAGGACUUUCAUUGCAUAAAAGAAUUCAUGCUGGAGAGAAACCAUAUGAAUGUGAUGAAUGUGGAAAGGCCUUCCGCCGAAGAUCGGGGGUUGUUGAACAUAAGAUAAUUCAUACUGGAGAGAAAACUUAUAGCUGUAAUGAAUGUGGCAAGGCUUUCCGCUGGAGAACAGGACUCAUCCAACACCAGAGAAUUCAUACUGGAGAGAAACCUUAUAAAUGUGAUAUAUGUGGGAAGGCCUAUCGCUUAAGCAAAGGACUUACUCAACAUCAGAAAAUUCACACCGGAGAAAAACACUGUGUGUGUACUGAAUGUGGGAGUGCCUUCCGCCUGAAAAGACAACUUACUCAGCAUCAAAAGCUGCACAGUGGGGAGAAGCGUUACGAGUGUGAUCAGUGUGGGAUGAUCUUCUGCCAGAGCAGAACCCUUAUUCAACAUCAGAGAAUCCAUAGUGGAGAAAAACCUUAUGAGUGUAAUGAAUGUGGGAAAGCCUUUCGCUUAAAGACACGUCUGAAUGAACACCAGACAGUUCACACGGGUGAGAAACGCUUUGAAUGUGCUGAGUGUGGGAAGGCCUUCCGCCAGAAGACACAUCUUACUGAACAUCUCUCAGUUCACAGUGGUGAGAAGCCCUUUGAAUGCAGUGACUGUGGGAAGGCCUUCCGCUUGAGAACACAGCUUACUCAGCAUCACAUAAUUCACACUGGGGAGAAGCCAUACGAAUGUAACGUAUGUGGGAAGGCCUUCAGUCAAAGGACAGAACGCAAUCGGCAUUAUAGGAUUCACACUGGAGAGAAACGUUAUGAAUGUAGUGAGUGCGGGAGGGCCUUCCGCUUGAGCACACACCUUACACGGCACAAGAGGAUUCACACUGGGGAGAAACCCUAUGAAUGUGGCGAAUGUGAGCUGGCAUUCCGCCUGAGGGCACAGCUUACUCAUCAUCAGAGAAUUCAUAGCAGAGGGAAUGUUUAGGAGAAUUAUCCAUGAGGAGAGGGUGUUCUCCAAAACAAAUGCCUUUCUCACAUCUGUUAAUAAUGAAUAGAGAAAACUUGUCUGUAUAACAAAUAUGAGAAGCCUUUGAGCUAGAGCACAGAACUUAGGAAAUAUCAAGUCAUUCAUAUCAAAAAAACUAUAUGAAUAUAAUGAAUGUGAGGGUUAUAACUAGAGCUACCAACUUUUACUAAAAAUUAAAGAUCUUAUUUUAAAGAUUGCCUUUUUUUAAAGGCAAUCCUCCUCCCAACUUGAGGCAGCUAUCUGCCCAGUCUGCUUUAUCCGCAAGUUUCCUACCUACCUUUCUACCUAAAAGUUUCUUACACCUUUCUUCCAAAUCUCAAUGUUUACUGCAGUUGACUUAGAUACUUAAUAAAUUCUCUAAUCUUAGCUUCUUUCAUACUGAAGCUAAUGUGGAUGGAUUCUAACUUAAUUCUUUCCUCUCCUAUCUUAUUUCAGCCUAUGUACUAUCCUCCAUGCUGCCCACAGAUAAUCACAAAUGUUCUGUAUCCUUGAGAAACUUCAUUAAAUUUACCAUCCCUCAUAGCUCUUGCCCUAUAUCUUUCCUCCCUUUGACAGCUACUACCUUCUCAAAAUAUAUGCUACCAAAAUGCUCCAAAAGUAACUCCAAAACCCUGGAUUGUCUCCAAUAUUCCUCUCACUCAUCGGUCGCUUUCAGUGUUGUUUCCAACCUUCUUUGUUAGCUGAUGUGGAUAACUCCAAGAUUACUAGUGAUCUCUCAUUUGUUACCUUGGCCUUUCUUCAAUUCUCAGCAUUCUGUGGACCCCAGACUCUCUAUUCCACAGGUCUUUGUGACACUGGAUUCUCAUUUUGUUCCUCGGUCUCAUUUUCAGAAUCAUCAUCCAUGUCCAACCCUUAUCUUCAUGAGAGUAUAACAGUGAUCUGUUAUCUAGUUACACUCUCUCUUGGAUUUCUCAUCUCUUGCAUAGUGAAUUAAUAAAUCAGUGCACAUGAUUCCUAGAUACCUCUUGAAUUCCUUACCAUAUCUCUAACUGCAUGUUACACUUUUCUUAUUGGAUUCCCUAUAGAUCUCAUAAAUUCAUUAACAUGUCCCAAACAAAAUUUCAUUAUUUUUCCCCUAAAACUCUUCUUUCUAAGCUCCUCAUUUCCAUUGAGAGUAUCACCAUGCUUUGGGGGUGUUUAAUUGUGUCCAACCCUUUGGCGUUUUCUUGGCAUAGAUACCAGAGAAGUUUAUCAUUUUCUUCUCCAGCUCAUUUUACAGAUGAGGAAACUGAACCAGACAAGGUUAAGUGACUUGCUCAGAUUUAAGCUUGUGACUAUGUGUCUUCCUGACUGAACUUAUUGCUCUAUCCACUGGACCACCUAGUUGCUUCAUAGACUGCCAUUCUUAGUGUUAGCCAAAUUCACAAACUAUCAGUCAGUUAAGCAGUUUUGGCAUUUCUAGCUCUAUAAUAUCUCUCAAAUCCUCCUUCUUUGAGCUCAUAAUGUUCAGAUGAUGAACUCUUGGUGAAAUCUCCUAAUUGGUAUCCCUGCAUCCCUGAAGCCCUUUCCCAUACAGCUGCCAAAAUCCCAAAGUAUAAAGGUGCCCACGUCAUUCACCUCUCAAGGAGCUCUGGUGGCUCCCUUUUCCUUCCAGUUUCAAAUACAGACUCCUUGUCAGAAAACCUUUCAGGCUUCUGUCACAUUAUUCUUUUGGAUUUAAAUUAUGUGUAUUUUUCUUUUGUUUAUUUCUGUGCAUUUUGUUUUCUACCUGGUAGAAUGUAAGCUUCUUUAAACAGGAUCUGUUUAAUUUUGGUUUUUUUACUUCCAAAUUAGAAUUAGUUGCUGGCAUGUGCUAUGUUCUUGAUGCUUGAAUGACUGAAAUGAGGAAAUGGCAAACAUCUGCCCCCUCAAACGCUCUAGAUCUGUUAAAAUUGUCCACCAUUUUUUCUGACUUUGGGUCACAGAAAUAUCCCUUAACUAAAGUGAAUUCAUUUUUCUGCAGUCUUGAUCCCUCCCCUUCUCCAUCUUCAUUUUCCCUGUCAAAUGGCCCUUUCCCUUCUGCUUGUAUUUAUUAUUUAAUUAGGCCAACAUUUAACUUUAUUUUUUUAAUUUUUUUUUUUUUUUGGCUGAAGCAAUUGGGCUUAAGUGACUUGCCCAGGGUCACACAGCUAGGAAGUGUUAAGUGUCUGAAACCAAAUUUGAACUCGGGUCCUCCUGACUUCAGGGCUGGUACCCUAUCCACUGCACCACCUAGCUGCCCCAGACUAGUAUUUUAAGCUCUGUAGCCAGCAGGUAGGUCCUUGUGAUGGUCGAUCCCUCCCUUCCCACUCCAUAUAAAGACAGGAAUUCUUGGUUUGAUUUGGUAUGAUUUUGUUGGGCUUUUGUCCCCACUUAGUUCUCAGCACACUGUGUAGCAGGUUCUUGAUGAGCAUCUGAUACAUGUGUUCGCUUCCCUGAGCAGGUAGAAAAGUUCAGGAUCCCUUGAAAAAGAAGUUGCUCCAGUCAGGUCUGUACUUUUAGGAAGACGACUCUGGCAGCUGAGUAGGGCUUAGACUGGAGUAGGGCGAGACUGCUGGAGGGGAUACCAACCGAUAGCCUCCCGCAAUAGUCAUAAGGUUUAAGGUGAUGAGGAUUUGUACCAGGGCCGUGAGGAAAGCAGGGACGUCCAUGAGAGAGACCGUGGAGGUGCUCCGGAGACCUUAGCAACAGCUGAGAUAUGGGAUGGAGGAUGAUACCCAGGUUGCAAGCUUGAGUGAUUGGGAGGAUGGGCUAACAUCAACAAGUAAGGGUAAGGUUUGGAAGAGGCAGAAAAGGGUCGAGAGGAAAGCUAAUGAGUGCAGGUUUGAAUGGAUUGAGAUUUAGAUGUUUUUAGGAUAACUCAUUCAAGAAGGCGAAUUGGCAGUUGGAGAUGGGAGGCUAAGCGAGAGACUAAGCCCGUACAGGUAGAUGUAAGAAUGAUCAGAAUAGAGCCGAUAAUUGAAUUCAUCCCUUUUGGUUACUUGAGUACAAAAUAGCUACAAGGGAUAAGCUUUUACACGAAGUUUCUGGACUCCAAUAGACAACGCAGAAGCAUGGGGGCUUUGCUCCACUAAAUUAAGGUAUAAAUCCUACUGUUGCUAAGUAAAUCAAGUGUGUUUAAAAAAAAGAAGAAGAAGAAGAAGAAGAAGGAACAAGAGAAAAGGAAAAAAACCGUGCUCAUGGUCACCCAGAAGGAACCCCACCCCCCAAGCUGAGACUUGAAGGAAGGUAAAAGUGAGAAGGAAGCACAGCUCAGCGCUGGGAGCAACAGCUUCAGUGAGAAAAGAUGAGUGUUAAAUUUGGCGACUUUGGCUGGAAUGUAAAGUGCUUGAAAGGGUGUCAUGGGCUGCUGAGGUCGGAGAGUGGGUGGGAGUCAUCCUGCACAAGAGGAGAGACCCAGCAGUAAGCAUUAAUUUGGCACCUGCUGUGAGCCUGGCCUGCUAGUAUCAGCAGAUAUAAAAUUCCACCUUCAGGGGACUCUCAACCUAAGGGGGUAGGGGAGAAAACACAAAAGGGCCGCUGAAAGAGGGAUGGAGAGGUAGCUGGCAGGCCAGUCCCUAAAGGGCUUUUGCUCAGCAAAAAGUUAGAGGGACUGAGGAUGUGUCUCUCCCUAGACUGACAUAAACCUACAGAAGGAGGAGAUUCCUGGCCUCCAGAAGCAGCACAUUCAGACAGUUUUAUCCUAGGGUCCUUGGCCUCUUGUCCAGUUGGUUUUUAGCCAAGUUCAGCUCUUCAUGAGCCUCUUGGGUUUGUUGGCAAAGACACCCGAGUGGUUUGCUGUUUCCUUCUCAGCUCAUUCUACAGAUGAGAAAACUGAGGCAGGCAGGGUGAAAGGCCUUGCCCAGGCUCGCCCAAUAAAUGUCUGGGGUCACAUUUGAGCUCAGCCCUUCCUGACUCCAGGGCAGGCUCUCUGCCCAGCUGGCGUCUCCCUAGAGGAUAAAUUAGAGAAGUGGUCCAGGUGGGACUGGACGAGGGCUUUGGGCAGGAUGAGGAAGGGGAGAGGAUGGGACAUAUGCCAGAGAGGCUGUGGCAAGCUCCAGAUUUAGUCAGGCUGCCAGCUGUCCCUGCCCGCCUGACUGUGUCACUUUGCUGAUUGGGAAAAUCGGAGCUUUGGACUAGAUUGCCUCUGAAUCCUAGACCUGCUCGUGCCUAACUCUGACCAUUUUGUGGAGGAAGAAAAAUAACAAGCUGUGCUCUGCAUUUUAAAGUCUGUCAGGGACGCUGAUUUAUGAUGAACUUCUGGGAGACCUAGCAUUUCUCUUGGCAGUCAUGUGACUGCCUAAAGCAAUUCUCAAUGAACAUUUUAUUAAAAUAAAGUUUGAUGGAUGCCUCUUUUUAUAUCUUCCAUAAUUUUCCCAGUAUUGCUCCCCCUCUCAGAGAAACAUCCUAUAUGACAAUUGUGGUGGUUUGGGGGUUUUGUGGUUUUUUAAGAAAAAAAAAAAGAACCCAAAACAAGUGAUUGCUACAUAGAAAAAGUCAGAAAAGAUAAGCAGUGUUUAAUGGCUGUGGACUCCCACCUCGGAACGGUGGGUCAGGCUGCCUUCCCAGGCCUCUCCAGUGCAGCUGCUCUGCUCGCCACUCACUCUUUUUAAUAACAGUGGAAUGAAGCACCGAGAUUCCAUUGUCGGGGUUGCCAAGCAUGAUCCCCAGGGAACCUUUGUCAUUGCGGGGUUUCUUCAGAGCGAGUAGCGUGGCUAGUGGGUAGCAGGCUUUCUCUCCAGUUGUUCUUAACGCCUUUUAGCUAACGAAUACACAGGCUGUGAGGGCUUGCAUUCCCCCUCGCUUCGGAGACUCCCCCAAAUCACUAAUUCUGUAGCGUUGUCAGGUUUACAAAGCGCUUUAGGAUACUUGACCCAUUUGAGCCUUACAGUGACUUUAUGAGGUAGGUACAUUAUUAUUUCUGUUUUUCUGUGGAGACCCCAGCUCCAGCCUGCGUCCCCCUGUACCAGCCGGUGAUUGUGAGCCUGGUAUUCACAUCCCAAGUGUGGCGCAAAAUUCCAUCUGAGUGCACUACAGAGAACAUGCUCUGACCCUCCCGAGGCUUCUUGCUCAGUUCUCAGGGCUUCUAACGCUCUCUGUAGCACUGGGGCUGGUGAGGUUCUAGAAUCUCUAUUGCUUGUCAAAGCUUCGGUAGUAUACGAAUUACUCAUGAUCGCACUUCUGUGCUGCGUCUGACUCGAGGCCGUGUCGUGGUUAAUGAUCUUGUCCAGAGGAACUGGAUUGAGCUGCCUUCUUUCCUCUUAGGGAGUUCUUGCGUGAAGGCUGAGUUUCAUAUUCUAUACAAAUUUAUUGCUCUCCUGUUGUGUUUCAUGUUGUGGUUUUGAAGAAUGGAUAUGAUCUCCAAAAAGUGUGCGACACUUGGAGCUUUUAAACGAGAUACUUUGGUGGCUCUUCAUGACGUGGCAGAAGGUGUUUGGGGAAAUUGAAGCAUUUCCGCACUCGUUCAAGUGCACAAUGAAUAGGAUCGAUCACAUGAAGCUCGUGAAUUCAUAACAAGCAGAGUGAGCUGAUAGCUGAAGGAGCUCUGAUUCCUCCACGGAAGGGCUUCUUGCUGCUGCAACAACAGCAAAAAAGCUAGCAAAAAUGUGAAAACCGAAACUGUCAACUACGGCUUGGGAGACGUUGCGAAGACUAGAGAACUGAGGGUUCCAAAAAGGUGAUUUUUACAAAAGAAACACAGCUCACGUUUUCAUGCAAAGUUAAACCCAACUUUUGUCAUAAAAACUCUCGGAGACUCUGGGUAUCUUCAGAACAUCUAAAUAGCUGAAAAUAUCUUUGGGAUUUUUUUUUAACUCUUCAUGGACCCAGAAGUCUUUUGCAGAUGAAAGGAAUGAGGAAUGUUGAUGAAUAGGUUGCUAUCCUGAAAAGCAGAAUUCUGGAAGAAAUUCCUAACAGAAAAAGCAACAUAGUAUUAUAGCGCAAAGUCAUCCAAGAGAUGAAGAUAAUAAGCAUAUUUUAGUGGCCUGGAAAUCUGAUUGCUAGAAUUAAGACAUUCUUCAAAAGUAUAUUUAAGUGCAGUGGAUAGAGCACCAGCCCUAAAGUCAGGAAGACCUGAGUUCAAAUCUGGCCUCAGACAUUUUAACACUUCCUAGCUGUGUGAUCCUUGGGCAAGUCAUUUAACCCCAAUUGCCUCAGCCAAAAAAAAAAAAAAAGUAUAUUUAAAAUGCAAUGGGAUUUAAAAAAAAAACAACAUGAUUUUCUGAUGAAGACUUAAAGAAUGUUUAAAAUCUCAUCAACGAGAUAUGGAAAUGAUUUAGAGCAAGCAAUUAUGGCCAUGAGAUAUUGCAUAUUAAGAUGACUUAAGAUGUAAAACUUUGUAAAGGUUUAUACUAUAUAUGUCAAUAAACUUAAUUGCCUUAUUUUGUCCCAAGUAA
This is a messenger RNA of Antechinus flavipes (yellow-footed antechinus), 11441 nucleotides long. Its product is annotated as zinc finger protein 420-like. Gene Ontology annotation, biological process: negative regulation of transcription by RNA polymerase II. Gene Ontology annotation, molecular function: DNA-binding transcription repressor activity, RNA polymerase II-specific. The record is from RefSeq and is a predicted model, not a curated record. Bases 2623 to 5067 code for a protein of 814 amino acids. The transcript has 5 exons. Lineage: Eukaryota; Metazoa; Chordata; Mammalia; Dasyuromorphia; Dasyuridae.